This is a messenger RNA of Hipposideros armiger (great roundleaf bat), 1346 nucleotides long. It is a transcript of the gene FBP2, whose product is annotated as fructose-bisphosphatase 2. Gene Ontology annotation, molecular function: fructose 1,6-bisphosphate 1-phosphatase activity. Gene Ontology annotation, cellular component: cytoplasm; cytosol. NCBI's taxonomy places the organism in Eukaryota, Metazoa, Chordata, Mammalia, Chiroptera, Hipposideridae. The transcript has 7 exons. Gene Ontology annotation, biological process: fructose 6-phosphate metabolic process; fructose 1,6-bisphosphate metabolic process; sucrose biosynthetic process. The record is from RefSeq and is a predicted model, not a curated record. The coding region runs from base 108 to 1127 and encodes 339 amino acids.
UUUUCACUAAAGGUUCUAGACCAGCUCUGAUACCUCGGAGCAACAGCUCUUACAGAUAAACAAAGCUUUCUGCAGAGAGAAAAGGACUUUAAAAAUUACCCACCACAAUGACGGACAGAAGCCCCUUUGAAACCGACAUGCUCACCCUGACGCGCUAUGUUAUGGAAAAGGGGCGUCAAGCCAGAGGGACAGGGGAGCUCACACAGCUGCUGAACUCCAUGCUGACUGCCAUUAAAGCCAUCUCCUCGGCCGUGCGCAAGGCCGGCCUGGCCAACCUGUAUGGAAUUGCGGGAAGUGUGAACGUGACAGGGGAUGAAGUGAAGAAACUGGACGUGUUAUCCAAUUCCCUGGUAAUCAACAUGCUCCAGUCUUCCUACAGCACCUGUGUCCUGGUCUCUGAAGAGAAUAAGGAUGCGAUUAUCACAGCCAAGGAGAAGAGGGGGAAAUAUGUGGUCUGCUUUGACCCACUGGAUGGAUCUUCCAACAUCGACUGCCUGGCCUCCAUUGGAACCAUAUUUGCCAUCUACAGAAAGACCACAGAGGACGAGCCUUCCGAAAAGGAUGCCCUGCAGCCAGGCCGCAAUAUCGUGGCCGCAGGCUAUGCGCUCUAUGGCAGUGCAACUCUGGUGGCUCUUUCCACUGGGCAAGGAGUGGACCUCUUCAUGCUCGACCCAGCUCUUGGUGAAUUUGUUCUGGUGGAAAAACAGGUCACAAUUAAAAAGAAAGGAAAGAUUUACAGCCUCAAUGAGGGCUAUGCCAAGUAUUUUGAUGCUGCCACCACAGAUUAUGUGCAGAAAAAGAAAUUUCCUGAGGACAGCAGCGCCCCCUAUGGGGCCAGGUACGUGGGCUCCAUGGUGGCUGAUGUGCACCGCACCCUGGUCUAUGGAGGGAUUUUCUUGUACCCAGCGAACCAGAAAAAUCCUAAGGGCAAGCUCCGGCUCCUGUAUGAGUGUAAUCCUGUGGCCUUCAUCAUUGAGCAGGCGGGAGGCUUGGCGACCACAGGCACCCAGCCUGUGCUGGAUGUGAAACCUGAGACCAUUCACCAGCGAGUCCCCCUGAUUCUAGGGUCCCCAGAUGAUGUGCAGGAAUAUCUCACCUGUGUACAGAAAAAUCAGGCAGGCAAGUAGUGAGUUUGACCCUGAGAAUCCUCUUCUCUUUGUCUUGUACCUUGUACUGAGGACCCUAGGUGAAUGAUAAACAGCCACAGUGGUGAUGAGUAAUAAACUGCCAAUCCACCGAAUUACAAACAGAAGAGUAGUAGUAAACUGCUCAUGACAGGUCUAGAGGGCAGAUGGGGUUCUGUGGUCAGUGUACAUGGCUAAAAAUAAAAACCCACAUGUGAAAAG